AUGUCUCAAGCUUUCGGCUGCCCUACUCCCUAUGCGGAGCCAUUGUGGUAUUCGAGGAACGUUUCACCUCAUUAUACAGACUCACACCGCAAGCUUCGAGCAGCUGCCUUCAAACGCCAUGCCGAGCUUGGAUAUUUAGCCUUAAGCACUGGACUGUCGAAUGUACCAUUACCCGGAGGGAUCCCUUUUGAGGAGUGGGAUUCAUGGCAUACCCUCAUCGUAUCUGAUGAGCUCACCAGAGUCGGUUACACUGGUGUUAGCUGGGGCCUCGGCGGAGGGAACGGAAUCGGUGUUCCCCCUAUUGUGAACUUUGGUACCCAAGCUUUGAAAGACAAAUUCCUACCUGGUGUAGCUGACGGCAGUAUCCGUUUCUGUCUCGGAAUUACGGAGCCUGAUGCUGGAUCCGAUGUGGCAAAUAUCAAGACCACAGCAAUCCGGAAAGGGGACCAAUAUAUUGUCAAUGGCUCGAAGAAGUGGAUAACCAACGGCAUUUGGGCAGACUAUGUAACAGCUGCAGUGCGAACAGGUGGUCCUGGCGCCACAGGAAUUUCCUUGUUGAUUAUCCCCCUCGCCGCCCCCGGUGUCUCGAGACGUCUGAUGCAUAAUUCCGGGGUCGGUGCAUCAGGAAGCACAUUCAUCACACUUGACGAUGUCUCCGUUCCUGUCUCUAAUCUCAUCCAUAAAGAAAAUCGUGGAUUUGAAGUUAUUAUGUCGAACUUCAAUGCGGAGAGAAAGGCUAUUGCCACACAAUCGAUCAGGCUGAGUAGGGUUUGUGUCGAGGAUGCUUGGCAGCAUGCUUGUACCAGAGAGACCUUUGGCAAGAAGCUGAUUGAAAAUCCGAUUAUCAGAGCUAAAUUCGUGAAAAUGGGGAGGAUGAUCGAGCCUGCUCAGGCAUUUCUAGAGCAGUUGACCUGGCUGAUUGAGCUGGAGCGGAAAAACGAAGGGAAUGGCGCUUCUGAUGUUCGUAUCGGUGGAAUGACUGCUAUGCUGAAGGUCGUCAGUACGAGAUGCUUGGAAAAGUGCGUGAGGGAAGCUCAGCAGGUUAUGGGUGGCCUUGGAUACGCGAGGGGUGGGAAAGGGGGAAGGAUUGAAGCCAUCUCUCGAGAUGUGAGGGUUAUGGCAGUCGGCGGUGGAAGUGAAGAGAUCAUGAGCGAGCUAGCUAUCAGAGAGGAGACGAAGGACCUGAGGAAGUAUUCGAAACCUCCGAGUAAACUAUAA
Venustampulla echinocandica is the source of this 1218-nucleotide messenger RNA. Its product is annotated as putative acyl-CoA dehydrogenase. Gene Ontology annotation, molecular function: oxidoreductase activity, acting on the CH-CH group of donors; flavin adenine dinucleotide binding. The transcript is spliced from 6 exons. NCBI's taxonomy places the organism in Eukaryota, Fungi, Ascomycota, Leotiomycetes, Helotiales, Pleuroascaceae. The record is from RefSeq and is a predicted model, not a curated record. The coding region runs from base 1 to 1218 and encodes 405 amino acids.